Molecule: messenger RNA, 2091 nt
Organism: Penicillium psychrosexuale
Lineage: Eukaryota; Fungi; Ascomycota; Eurotiomycetes; Eurotiales; Aspergillaceae
Exons: 3
Cellular component (GO): nucleus
Source: RefSeq, a predicted model, not a curated record
AUGCCACCCCGCAAAUCGAAGAAAAAGCAGACGCGACUUGCCUUUGCUGCUUCAACCGCUUCGCCUUCGGCGGAUGCGAGCCCGGAGAGUAGCCGAUAUGCAACACUUACAUAUGAUCACCCAAGCUUGGGCACAUACCGUCCUCCAAAGUCUCUCAACAGCGAGCCGGGGACUUCGCCCGCGAGCAAACGCCCGAAGCUCCCCGCCAAGACGAGGUCUAAGGAUAAACCCACAAACGGACUGUUCGUAGAAAAAUCGAGCGAUGGAUCCUUAGACGCUAUCAUCUCCGCCUCCCAGAAGAGAAAGCAAGUCGCGCCACCCGACAACCUCGACCCGGUAAAUCUCGAUGACGCCCAAGAUGCGAAGAAAUCCCGCUCGCGAAAAUCACAACAAUCCUUGGAAUUUUCAAAGACAGAUAGCGAGAGCACAAAUGGCUCUGAUUCGGAGGAGCUUUCCCGGCCGCGCCGAUCACUCAAGCGAAGGGCCCCAAGCUCACCGAUUGACUCCAGCGACUCAGAUGAGCCAGUGGCCUCUUCGGCCCCCAACCGGCGUAGGUCUACCCGAGGUGGCCAUUCUUCAAGCUCGCCUGUUAUACUCAGCGGCGAUGAUUCAAACGAGUCAGUGGCCCCCUCGACCGCCAAGAGGCGCAGGGUAGCAAGGCCAGCCGUAGUUUCAGAAAGUGAUGAAGUUGACUCGGACGAACCACUGGCCUCUUCGCCAGUGAAGAGGCUCCGACGUGGAAAAGCGAAAGAAAGUCCCCAAGGCCCCCACACCCCCAGCCACAUCUCGCAGCAGGCCAGACUUGAUAUUGCAGAGGAUUUGGAGGACCUUCAGGAUUCGGGUAGGAACCAAUUAGCGUACGAGGCUCGUUUAUUUAUGCUGAUGCAAUCAUACGUAGUUGUUAAGAAAAGUCGAACUCGCGGCCGGAAUGUCGAAUCUGCCCGAGACAAAAGAAUGAAGCACCUCGAAGCCUUGCGCCGCAGACGGGCUGGUGUGAAAGAUGAGGAAGAGGAACAAGAAGAUGAGGAAGGCGACGAUGAUGAAGAAGAAGAAUACGAUUCAGAUGUACAGGAGAUUAAACAACCCUCUGUUCGUAGUCUCUGGCGACAUGACGACGGUGACAGCGACAUAGAAUCAGCCAUUGACCCCAACGAGAACCUCGAUCGGUACGAAGAUGACUUUGUCCUAGAAGACGAGGCGAACGACCUUGGCGUUCCCACCGAGGAGCUCCCCUUCGAGUUCACCCGACAUGCAUAUAAGCAGCCGAAGGAAUACUUCCGCGACGUCAUCGGCUGGAUGGUGCAAAACAAACUGAACCCGGCCUUCCCUCGCUCUGACGACAUGUACAAGAUGGCAUUCAUGAAGCUGGAAGAUGAAGUCAAGGGUCGUGCCGGUUCACAACUGAUCUCCUCGGUUUGGAACCCCAGUUUUGUCUAUGCCCUCCAGGCCCGGCCGCACAUGGAGGUCGAUACCUUCCCUACAGAGGAUAACCAUCCCUGCGAUGCUUGCAGGCGCUCUGGGCAUCCCGCGUCUCGAGAGAUGAAACUCUACGGGAAGGCGUAUUCCCUGCAAACGUUAGAGCCGCUGGAAGAUGACAGCGAUGAGGAUUCCAACGACGACGAUGGCAAUGAUCGGGACCGGGAUGGCCAUGUCAUUCCUCCUGAGAAUGUCCGGUAUUACCUAGGAAAGCAAUGUAAUGCGAGAGCGCAGCUCACCCACACCCUCACUCACUGGCGCUACCAUCUCAAUGAAUGGGUCACCGACUUCCUGGAGCGUACGGGCCACAUGGAUGACGACGAGAUCCUCCGACGAAAUGAUAUGAGCGUCAAGCGCAAAACGCGAAAUGCAAAUGAUGUCCUCGACAGCAUGACUGGAAGUGGCGAAGUCGAUAAGUUGUGGCGUGACUUCCACAUUAAUCUCAAGUCUGCCCGCGAGAAAGAGGUAUGUUCUUGUCGUGGGGUCUCGGUGCUUGAUGCUAAUCGGGUCUGUCCUUUAUUUAGUCUAUUUACGGAUGAUGAGAUGAUCAUAUCCAAGAACAAGUUCGAGGGUCAGUAUUUGUCCUCGAAUGGCUUUAUCAUGAAUCUCCAUGAA